Messenger RNA from Girardinichthys multiradiatus, 5877 nucleotides. Its product is annotated as polyhomeotic-like protein 1. The coding region runs from base 600 to 3329 and encodes 909 amino acids. Gene Ontology annotation, molecular function: zinc ion binding; protein binding. Lineage: Eukaryota; Metazoa; Chordata; Actinopteri; Cyprinodontiformes; Goodeidae. The transcript has 15 exons. The record is from RefSeq and is a predicted model, not a curated record. Gene Ontology annotation, cellular component: nucleus; PRC1 complex.
CCAUUAUUAUUAAUAAUUCACCGUAAUUGCAAAGCCAUAGACAAUUCCUCACUUUAUUAUGAGUUUUUGCAUAAUAACAAUAAUAGUAAUGUAAAACACACAAUAUUGAAUUUUCUAGGGACAACCAAACUACAAUAUUGAAUUUACUCCAAUUCAAUUUAUGUUUUUUUUUUCUCCUUUGCAAAGUAACAAAAUACAGUUAUACAGUGUUGAAAAGUAAUAAUAACAAGAGUAAAAGUUGUGUUAUUGUCAACUUAUUUAUUUUAAAAUUAAAAAUAUCAAAUUUGAUGCUUUAAAGUCUCCACUCUGUUGACCUCCGGGGUCCAAGGUGUCCCCUCGUCUGUCUCCGUCAUUCCGUCGCGCCGGAAAAGGCAGAGCAUCGGAAAAAAAAAGGAGGCGUUUCCCUCUAAACAACACAUCAGCUGCAAAUUUAUGCAGAACAGUGAAAUCUGUGCUGCUGCUGUCCUGCAAAAAAAGAACAAGGAAAAAAAGAGGGAGCACCACCGGGCACCGCUUGUACGACACGCCCGGGAGGCCGCUUAGUCCGCUGCGGGGAGCCGGUGCAGAAGGGAGGCUGAGAAACCCGGAGCGGUGACGCAAUGGAGGCGGAUGGAGAGCAGAACCAGCAGGGAGCCUCGACCAAUGGGAGCACAUCCUCUGGGACGAGCUCCCGCCCCUCACCAAUGAAUUCCAUGUCUGCGUAUGAAAGGCAGGCGGUACAGGCCCUUCAGGCAUUGCAGAGACAGCCUAAUGCAGCUCAGUACUUUCAGCAACUGAUGCUGCAGCAACAAAUCAACAGUGCACAGUUGCAGAAUCUGGCUGCCGUGCAACAAGUCAAGGCAACUCUGGCAGCCAGUCGUCAGUCGUGUCCCUCCAGCAGCUCUUCUCAGACCACCAGCACUACAGUAGCCAGUGUAACAUCUGGAGCAGGUUCUACAACCAGCAGCCGCCCUUUAGGUGCCUCAGCAACAUCCACCAUCAGUCAGUCCGUGCUGCUGAGCGGGCCAGCAGGUGGUCAGGGACAAAUGUACCUGAGGGUCAACCGCUCCCUAAGGACCCCCAUCCCCUCCCAGCUCAUCUUCAUGCCCGGUAGCACAGCAACCGCUGCUAUGGCGACUGUCGCCCAGCAGCCCCAGACUCAGCAGCAGCAGGAAGUAACACCAGCCUCCUCUUCCAGCAGCCAGACAGAUAAUGACCAGGCACAGAAUCUUGCCGUCCGAGGUGUGUCGAGUCCUAAAGGUGUGGGUGUUAAAACUGAAGCCGCAGACAGAACUGACUCAGCUGCCUACUCCUUGGUCCAGCAAUCCCACCCAUCAACCCCUCAGUCCCCAACAAAACCCAGCCCACAGCCGCCUCACAUUAAAAUCCCUACCUACCCCCAGCCUACUAACCUUAAAGCACACGCCGCCUCUUCAUCUGGUGCCUCCUCCUCCUCCUCAUCCUCCACCUCCUCCAUCCCUCUCUCCCAGCUUCUACUUCAUGGAACUCGAACACUGGCCACAGCUCCCACAACAGCGCAUGCAUUGGUCCUGACGUCCAAUGCGACAUCUCAGGCCCAUGGGUACCCGGUUGGCACGGCAACCAUCAAACCUGCAGUCAACGCUCAGACUCUUGUGGUGCAGCCUUUGCAGAAGACCGCGCUCGGCACUGAGAAAUCGGGCCAUCCUAAUGGACCCAUUCCCAUCCAACCGAAAACUUUGCAGGGACUUCGCUUGCCCCUUCAACUUCCCUCCAGAAACCCUCCUCCAAUCUUGCCUGCCCCUCCAACUGCUAGCAGCUCUAACCACCCUUCCCAGCCUCCACAUAUCCCGGUCCAGAUAGUGGGGGCCAGGCAGAGCACACUAGGGGGCACCCAGGCUCUUGCCCUCACCCGUGGCAGCUGCAGCCAAGAUGGAGCUGCUGUUCUCAGCAGCUCGUCCAGCCUGCUCACCAUGGUGGCCUCCAUCGCCUCCAGGGAAGGUGGGGUUGUUGGCAGAGGGGUGGGGCUUAAGACUCUUCAGACUCCCCAGGAGGCUCCCCCAUCUGCUCAGGCCCCUCACAUGCAUCACCAGACCAAUCAAAGCUCUGCACAGAGUCAGAAUGGACCUUCAGCUCAUAGCCCCGCAUCCUCUCAGUUACAAACCAUUACAGCUCCUCCCCCCUCCCAGUCUCGUUCCACACACUCUCUCCCCCAGGUGACUGAAGAGCAGAAAAGAGCUGGUGUGACAAUAAAUGGAGACUCGUCAGGAGGUCAGACUCCUCAGGGGAAGCAGGUGAGCGCCUCCCUAAAAAGGAAAUCAGAUUCCGGUUCAGCAAACGAUGAAGACGGUCCAUCUCCUCCACGGCUCCAGCCAGUCAAAGACCACACCUCCACACCCCCAGGCAAUCUUAUCAGUGCAGGUUCUGCUUCUCCUCCUCUGACCUCCUCCACUCCGACCACGGUCCUGUCUGUGUCCCGGGGGGCCUGCGGGCAGGGGGAGCGGGCGUUGCCGCCCCAAGCUGUUGUUAAACCACAAGUUCUCACUCAUCUAAUUGAAGGCUUCGUAAUCCAGGAAGGAGCAGAGCCAUUCCCAAUAUGUGGUCCAGCAAAGGACUCAGCUGGUGAGGAUCUAACUGACGACAGUCCAGAUAUGAACCAAUCAGAAACGGUCACUACAGCAACAGUCCUGAAGUGUGAGUACUGCAAAAACUUUGCUCCUGCCAGCCAGUUCAGAGGCACCAAAAGGUUCUGCUCCAUGUCUUGCGCCAAGAGUAUGUAUUGGUUCCCCAGGUACAACGUCAGCUUCAGGCAAAACUUCACCAUGCGACACAGUCACAGCCAGCGCCAAGAUCGGGAUCACACUAUGGAUCAGGACCAGGACCAAGACCAGAAACAGGGUCACUUCUCUAACUCAGAUGAGGAAGGAGGGAUUGCAAGGAGGAGGGUUCCUCGCAGGACUAGCUCAGAAAUAGCCAGCGCAAAGAUAGCAGGAAGACCCGUACCUGCAAAGUGCCGUUCAGAGUCCAGCCAUUCGGAAGAAGAGUCCAGUGGACAGGAGGACGAAGAAGACGCCAUGUCUCUGUCACCUGCCUCAUCAGCUUCCUGCCACCAGCCACCUCCACCUGCUGUAACUGAGAGCUCAGCACCCAACUGCCUGCCUCCUAGCCCCACCCAGUGGACAGUGGAGGAAGUGUCACAGUUUAUUUCCUCACUACAAGGUUGCGAGGAGCUCGCCUCCCAGUUUCUGUCGCAGGAAAUCGACGGACAGGCUUUGCUCCUGCUGAAGGAGGAGCAUCUGAUGUCCACCAUGAACAUUAAGCUGGGACCGGCCCUGAAGAUCUGUGCUCACAUCAACAAUCUGAGGGACUAAUGUUUCAAGACGUUUUUCCAAGUCCACUCCUGGACAAGGAUCAGAUGUGGAACUGUUUUGACAGCAGGAAGAGAGGGCCUCCAGGUGAAUGUAUAUGAGGUUCAUUAAGACUAAGACUCCCCAGUUGAACUAAGCGCUUCAGAAUUGAAGCUUGUUGAUAGUUUGCUCAUUCCUGAUUUCUUUCUGAAAGUCAUAUUUGCAGAGAUUGAGUGGAAUAUCCACUGCUUAAUUUAUCUUAAAACUGUAUGGGAUAAAGAUUUUUGGUGAAGGUGCCAAUUGCUGCCCAAAUUUGCUCCAUGCAACACAUAAAUGAAGAUUUUAUUUUCUUAUUAUUUUGCACUUCUGAAACAAAUGGCUGAAAUGUUUUUCCAACAUGUGGGAGAAGCUGGGGCUGUUGUAUUGCAAGUAUCUUUGUGAAAUCUAGUUUUUCUAGUUAAUUUUGAUUUAUUUGUUAAAUCAAAAGGGAAAAUUAAAAAUGGGUGCAGAAACGGCUAUUGUUUCAUUUGGUCUCCAGGAGAAUUUGAAGUUCUGAACUCUAACCCGGCUCCUCGUGAGGUUUUUGUGCACUCAUUUUUGUUUGGAACAUGGAAAAACAGUUAUCAAUGUGAGGUGUUUAUUUACUGAGCCGUUACUCAGUAGGAAUGACCAUCAUCAUGUAUAAAUGCUGGCCUUUUUCUGAUGGGUUCCCUCUAGCUAACAGGGUACAUUGAGAGAACAGGGUAUAGAAAGAUAAAAUACCAGACCCAAAACGUAAAUCUAAUGUAAAACCCAAAACGUUCAAGGUUCUGAGAGUAUAUGACAUGUAAAGAAGACUCAUAUGUCCUCUGGGUUUAUUUUACAGGAUGUAUGGAAUUAGCUUUGAUCAUUUUCUAGCUCUGGACAAGUAUGAAAAAGAAAACAAAAUAUGGAAAAAUGUUCUCCAGAUUCUCCAGAUUUUAUUUCCUAUUCUAUUACCUAAAAGAUAUAACGGGCUGUAUCAAAACACAGUGAAGUGAUUCUUACCUUCAUUUAUAUUUAAUUCGCAUAUUUUACCUUUUGAAUUUCUACAUCUUAAAUGGAUUUUUUGACAGACUUAAUUAUCGGUUUGGUUUAGGGUUACUGAGUGAGAAAACACCCCAAAAAACUCCCAAAUAUUUAAAAAAUAGGACCAUUUCACAUAUUGUUUUUCACAUCUAGAUCCAGUGGACCUGUGUUCCCUAAACACUGGCUCUUUAGGCAUCAAACUGAGCAGUGAAAUGUACAAACUGUACUUUAAAGAGUUUGUAUUUACUGUAGGAUAAAUUAGUCCAGACUAAAAAAGCGAAGUGUUAUAAAUGUUAGUUGAUUUAACGUGCCAAAAAAAAGAUCAGAAUAAUCAAUGAGUGCCCUUCACCACACUGCUGGAUCAGAAGCCAACCUUAGCAAGGUCUUGGUAAAUGAUUUAUAUAACAUACACAAAAUAAAACCCAACUAGUUAGCGCUGAAGCACUGCUAUGCACUGAAUUCUGGAAUAAAAAAUGUGCGGGAACCCCGAAUAUUCCACUCAAUGAUUUCCACUUUGUCUCAUUAAGCUUUAUAAAAGAAGACUUGAUUUUUUUAUUUAAACUGUAUCAACAGAUGCUUGUAGGAGAUGCUGUCUGAAAUGUGAAAUGAAAGGAGCAGCAAACAACACUAAAUACAAGCUGAUAAAGUAUCUUUAAGCUGAGUUGUUGAGAAAGCUGUUGAGGAAAUGGAAACAUGGACCUACAUUUCUUACUGACUGAGAAACCAUUACAUCAGACUGAAUGACUGUGUGAAUAAAAAAAUCUUAAGCUAUACUGUAGUAAGUGUAAAAAUUUGCCUUUAUAUUUAAUUGCACAUUUGUUUGCUCGACUGCCUUGUUUGAGCUUUUCUUAUGUCGAACUUCUCUCAUGUUCUCUAGUGGCCUUUCUUACUAUUCUCACUAGAUUUAGAGGGCUGUCAUUUUUUUUACCUGCUUUUCAUAUCAUUCCUUCUUUUCUAUAAACAAUCUUAAUUUUUUAAAACCUCUUCUUUCAAGCAAUGAUAUCCGUUGCUUUUCCCAAAGCGUGACUGAAUAGUAGCUACCUUGAUCAAGGAAACCUCUGUCUUCCUCAUAGCUUUGUCAUAUAUCGUGUACCUUCCAACAAUAUGUACCUUUUUUAGCUAGCUAUCUUUGGCUUUAUUGUGACUGAUUGUGGCUGUUUUCUUUCACGAAGGGAUAAUCCUUGACUGCUGUUUGUUUUUCAGUCUCCCCAGGAUUCAGGGGUAUUUAUAUUUACAGGUCCUUCCACAUGUAGAGCUGGAUGAAAAGGACUCAUUGAAUGUGAUGUGAGCCUAUUAAUUCCUGUGUAAUGUUUAUAUUAGGUGGAUCCAUGCAUCUUUGUUCAUUUGAUCUACAUUCACACAAACAAGCAGCACCUUUCUCCCCAAAAAGUACUGAAGAUUCUGCAAAUCUUUCAUUUGCAAUAAUCAGAAAAAAAUGCAAAAUCUUGAAGGAGUGUGUUUAACAAGGAAUGGUUAAUGCUACAAUGCAAAUAAACAAAUAAAUAAUCAAGGAACUGUUGUAGAA